AUGAGGUUUUCUAAUAUAUUUUAUUCUUUUCUUUUAUUUCAUCAGAGAAAAAAAUUAUCAAAUAAAAAUUAUUUUUUAAGAAAAAUAUAUAAUUCUAGUAAAAUGAUAUAUAGUUUUGAUUUUGAAGUUUUUGGAAAAGUUCAAGGUGUUUUUUUUAGAAAAUAUACAAAACAAGAAGCUGAUAAAUUAAACAUAAAAGGAUAUGUUCAGAAUACUGAUAAGAACACAGUAAUAGGUAAAGCAGAAAGCGAUAAAAAGGAAUCAUUAGAAAAAUUCAAAUUUUUUUUAACAAAUGUUGGUAGCCCUUCUUCAAAAAUUGAUAAAUGCAUUAUAACUGAUGAAAAAACAAUUAAUAGUUUUUCAAGUACAAAUUUUUUCAUAAAAAAAUAG
Molecule: messenger RNA, 390 nt
Organism: Plasmodium gallinaceum
Lineage: Eukaryota; Apicomplexa; Aconoidasida; Haemosporida; Plasmodiidae
Product: acylphosphatase, putative
Exons: 2
Coding region: 1-390 (129 amino acids)
Molecular function (GO): acylphosphatase activity
Source: RefSeq, a predicted model, not a curated record